CAAAAUCUCCAUUUUAUUAAAAAAAAAAUUUACUUAUGGAUAAGAAGACAUCUGAAAGGAGAUCCAUUUAUAUUUGAAAGACAGCUCAAAAAAUAAUGCGAAAAUUUACAUUUAGAUUUCAAAUUAUUGUUAUUAAUGAGAAAUGAGAAAAUAAAUAGUAAACUACAUAUUGAGAUUAGCUAUGUGUUAAAUUUAAGCAAUAAUAAUUUUGAUGGAAAAUUAGCUCCAAAACUAGUCAAUAUUCUAGCUACCAAAUGAAAUUAUCCUAGCUUAUGGAAGUAUUCAAAAAUAAGAAUUUGAUUUCAACUCUCAGAUAGAAUUGAUAAAGAUCAGAACAUUUACUUAUUCAAUUUAUACAUAAAAUGGAUGGUAAAAUAGGAGACUUAAUAUAUUAAUUAGUGUUUAGAAUUAAUCGAAAUAGAGAACGUUAUUGACUACUCUUAUAUACUAAGAAUAAGAAGCUAAUAAAUUUACAGUUUUUACAUGUUGGUUGAUUUACUUAAGAAUCAAAUCUGAGAAUAAAGAAAGUAAUGUUAAAGCAACAGACGAGUUUAUCAAAUAUAAAAGUGUUAGUGAAAAUCUUGAGCAAAAUCUAGAAAAAUAGCUGAUAUUAGACAUAAAUAAGAAUAUAGCCUAUAUGUCAAUUAAAUCAAAUUGA
Paramecium tetraurelia is the source of this 658-nucleotide messenger RNA. RefSeq lists its product as uncharacterized. Lineage: Eukaryota; Ciliophora; Oligohymenophorea; Peniculida; Parameciidae. The transcript is spliced from 2 exons. The record is from RefSeq and is a predicted model, not a curated record.